UUAAGGCAGCCAUUAAUGGAAAACCCAGUUUGACAGUUGGCGUGAGAAGUUCAACUCCGUACCAUCUUCUCUCUCAUUGGCUCUCUGGUUCUGGUGUGAACUUGACCGAUCGUUGCCGGCGCAAUCGCCGGAGUUCUGGCGGCGUUUUUUGGAUGCUUUCGAUGGGCCUUUUGUCUUCUAUUUGCGCCUGCUUGAAGAAGCUCAAAGCAGCUAAUUCAGCGAGUGCCGAUGAAGCGGAUGAUGAAGAUGUAUCCACUGACAUCUUCUUUGAACUCAGUGCUUUGCAAAUUGCGACUAAUUUCUUUUCUGAGGUGAAUAAGCUCGGCCAUGGAGGUUUUGGACCGGUGUACAAGGGGUUGAUGCCAAAUGGCCAACAAGUAGCAAUCAAGAAACUAUCGGUAGAUUCUAGGCAAGGAGUGAGGCAAUUUAGUAAUGAAGUGAAACUUUUACUGCGAAUUCAGCACCGAAAUUUGGUCAUUUUAUUGGGCUGCUGUGUAGAAGGGCCUGAAAAGAUGCUUGUAUAUGAGUUUCUGCCAAACAGAAGCCUCGAUUAUUUUAUUUUUGAUAAAAAGAGGUCUCCAUUCCUGGAUUGGACAACACGGUUCCAUAUAAUUACAGGUAUCGUGAGAGGUCUUCUCUAUUUACAUGAAGAGGCUCCUGCAAGAAUUAUACAUAGAGAUAUCAAAGCCAGUAACGUAUUAUUAGAUGAGAAGUUGAAUCCGAAAAUCUCUGAUUUUGGAUUAGCCCGGCUUUUUCCUGGGGAUGAUACACAUUUGAAUACAUUUAAGAUCGCUGGCACUUAUGGCUAUAUGGCUCCUGAAUAUGCAAUUCAUGGAUACUUAUCUGUGAAGAGUGACGUUUUCAGUUUUGGAAUCUUGGUAUUGGAGAUUGUUAGUGGAAGAAAAAAUCACGAUGAUCGGCUUGGUGCUCAACAGGCGGACCUAUUGGGAUAUGCAUGGUCGCUUUACCAAGAUGGGAAGAUUUUGGAAUUAGCUGAUGAGAGCCUAACAAAAUGCAAUGCAGAUGAGGCAGCUAUGUGCGUUCAGUUGGGUUUGCUAUGUUGUCAAGCGAGUGUUUCAGAUAGGCCUGAUAUGAACACCAUUCAUCUCAUGCUUUCCAGUGAUUCAUUCACGUUGCCGCGCCCCGGGAAACCUGGACUUCAUGGUCGAGCAGCACCUCGGACAACUACCUCUACUUCUGCAUUCACCAAGACAAAUACUACCAGUACUCAAACUGGCGUCACCAGAGCUUCUGCGAGUAGUAGUUUGGUAGAGGAUUAUUCAAGAAACUCCAUGUCCAUUUCUUCAAUUGAUGAAGGCAGGUGAAUUGCUUCAGCUGUGCAUAGUAUCUAGAAAGCUACAUUAAUUCUUUUCAUUUUUGGGUGAUAGGAGUAAGGGUCGUUUCAUCGGGAGCAAAAUUUUAUAUUUCUUUCUGUUACAUAUGUUUUUGUAUUCGAGACCAAUUAUGUGUCAUCUAGUUU
This is a messenger RNA of Cucurbita moschata (crookneck pumpkin), 1480 nucleotides long. Its product is annotated as cysteine-rich receptor-like protein kinase 10. The record is from RefSeq and is a predicted model, not a curated record. Bases 153 to 1325 code for a protein of 390 amino acids. Gene Ontology annotation, molecular function: protein kinase activity; ATP binding. The transcript has 5 exons. Gene Ontology annotation, biological process: protein phosphorylation. NCBI's taxonomy places the organism in Eukaryota, Viridiplantae, Streptophyta, Magnoliopsida, Cucurbitales, Cucurbitaceae.